AUGCGUUUCUUCUAUGAUUUGUCCUGCUGUGGUCUGCUUUUCAAUCUUUUAGCAGCCUUCCCAACUGCGUCAUCUGCGAAUGCCGGGCACAGCGAUCUGGUCGCCUCACUUCCAUCAUCUCAGGCACAAGAUACGUUCUACACUGCUCCUACUGGCUAUGAGUUCGCUGCGCCGGGAACCAUCUUACGUAUACGCGAGGCAAAUGGCAAUCUGACGUCGAUCUACAAUGCCAGUUCAUCAGUAUACAAUAUCCUUUAUCGCACCACCAAUGCACAAUAUCAGCCAGCAUGGGCUGUGACGACUUUGUUUGUGCCUUCCAAUUCCCUCAACAGCUCUGGCGGCAGUGCCCUCUUGUCUUACCAAAUUCCCUACAACACCGCGGACGUCGAUCACAGUCCCAGCUAUGUGCUUGGGUCUGAGUUAGCUACAGGUCUGGUUCUCUCGGAUAUCAACUCUGCACUCAGCCGUGGCUGGUUCGUCAAUGUACCUGAUUUUGAAGGUCCUUCGGCAUCAUUUGGAUCGGGAGUAUCAGAAGGCCAUGCAACGCUGGACUCAGUUCGAGCUGCAUUGUCUGCAGGUUUUGGUCUCUCCCCCAGUGCACGAUAUGCUAUGUGGGGGUACUCAGGAGGAUCGAUUGCCAGCGAAUGGGCUGCAGAACUUCAGGUCCAAUAUGCUCCAGAACUCAACUUCAGCGGAGUCGCACUCGGUGGUCUGGUUCCGAAUGGCACGACCAUUCUACACACCAUCGAUGGGACGCCAGCAGCGGGAUUGAUCCCCUCGUUUCUUAUCGGCGUGAUGAAACAAUAUCCUGAGGCUUACCAGUACUUGGUCAGCAACCUGAAAACCUCUGGGCCUUACAAUGCAACGGGUUUCUUGGCAGUUCAAAACAUGUCGUAUUUCGAGGCGGCGGUCGCCUUCAUGAAUCAGAGCAUUCUCAACGACUACUUCGUGAACGGUACUUCUCUGUUCCAGCAGCCCAUCAUUCAGAGGGUCUUCAACGUUGACGGGCUGAUGGGCUACCACGGUGUCCCGCAAAUGCCCAUGCUUAUCUACAAGGCGACACACGAUGAAUAUAGUCCCGUCGGCGAUACAGACUCGCUCGUGGCAAGAUACUGCGAGGCUGGUGCGAAUAUCUUAUAUCAGAGGAACAUGGCAGGUAACCACCUUGACGAAGAGACGAACGGAGAUGCACGGGCAUUCGACUGGUUGCAAGCAGCAUUGAAUGGGACGCUCAUGAUGCGGCGAGGAUGCACGAUUCAGAAUGUGACAAUCGACAUCAGCUCGCACGCGCCAUUUGCCCUUCCGCCCUGA
Fonsecaea multimorphosa CBS 102226 is the source of this 1311-nucleotide messenger RNA. RefSeq lists its product as uncharacterized. Gene Ontology annotation, biological process: lipid catabolic process. Gene Ontology annotation, molecular function: triacylglycerol lipase activity. The transcript has a single exon. The record is from RefSeq and is a predicted model, not a curated record. The coding region runs from base 1 to 1311 and encodes 436 amino acids. NCBI's taxonomy places the organism in Eukaryota, Fungi, Ascomycota, Eurotiomycetes, Chaetothyriales, Herpotrichiellaceae.